This is a messenger RNA of Rotaria sp. Silwood1, 1053 nucleotides long. The record is from the annotation of a GenBank genome assembly. Lineage: Eukaryota; Metazoa; Rotifera; Eurotatoria; Philodinida; Philodinidae.
AUGUCUAUUACAACUAUUUUUAAUGUUGUAUAUGUUAUUCGACAUGCUGUUUCAACUGAAAAUAAUGCAUUUAUCACACCGUCAAAAAUAUCUCUUAUAGGAAAUUCUCUAGCAAAUGCAUCAGAUAAUCAAUCAGCCACAACAUAUGGUUUACUGGAUGAAACUUAUCAAAUGUUUUUACAAGUGUUUACCGCUAAUAUUAUGAUGAUAUUAGAUCGUCGCAAUACAUCUUCAUCGUAUUGUCCACUUAUACCAUCUAAUUUAAAAGGUCCAAUAAUGAUACAAGAACCACCAGAAAAUUUUUCUCUUUUAGACAUAUCACCAUACUAUCCAGAAGUUCAACAUGGUGGUCACUAUCAUCCAAAAAUAUGUGUAGCUCGUCAUAAAAUCGCUAUUAUUGUACCAUAUCGAGAUCGUUGGGAUAUUUUAAGACGUUUUCUUUUUCAUACACAUGAAUUUUUACAACGACAACAAUUAGAUUAUCGAAUAUAUGUAUGUGAACAAGCAUUUGAUAGUACAUUUAAUAAAGGUAUUGUUAUGAAUAGUUGUUUUAAAGAAAUUUUAAACCUUGAACCAAAUACACCAUGUUUUAUAAUGCAUGAUGUGGAUUUAUUAUUAAUUGAUGAUCGAAAUAUGUAUACAUGUCCAUUAUAUCCACGUCAUUUAAGUGUUGCUAUUGAUAAAUUUGAUUUUUAUUUACCCUAUCCAGAACUUGUUGGUGGUGUUUUAGCUAUGCGUCGUGAGCAUUAUAUACUUGUUAAUGGCUAUUCAACUAAUUAUUGGGGUUGGGGUGGUGAAGAUGAUGAUAUGUAUAAACGUAUUACUAAGAAACAUUUAAUUCUUGAACGACCACCAGCAUCUAUAGCACGUUAUAAAAUGUUAAAACAUACACAUCAAAAAUUAAAUCCUUCGCGUAUGAAAGUUUUACGUACAGCACAUAUUCGUAUUGAUUCUGAUGGUGUUAAUAAUGUUAAAUAUAAAUUACUUAAUAUAACUUUGCAUCAUCUUUAUACACAUUUUUUAAUUGAUGUUGGUCAACCAAAACGAUCAUAG